AGGGAGGGAUAAGAGGAUUGGGGUGUGACCGAGGCAGGAAAGGAGGCAACUGUUGGUUACAGAACCUCCAACUAACUUGUUUGAAACAUGCUGCAGAGACUGUGUUUGAUGGCUUCUCAUGGUUACCCUCCAGGUCCAGGGCUUCUUUUACACCAAGAACUGGGCUUGCCCACCACCAAUAUGAAGGGCUAUCAAACAUUCUUGCCUUCUACUGUAGCAAAACCGGAUAUGAUCAGAUAUCAGUCUCCUUGUCUUAAGCCAAAUCCAUGUGAUGAGUCAAGGAAAUCCCAAAGUGAAUGGUUCGGGUACAAUCAGUUUGUCAAUGUUGACUUUUCAGCUCAAAGGCCCAUGCUUAGUGAUGUCCAAGCAACCUGCUCAAAUGCAGUACUUUUCAGCUUUGGCAUUGUUGAACAGUGUUCUAAGCAUGAUAAAAUUUCAAAGUUCUUAAUGUCCGGUACUGCUGAAAGAGGGAUAGAUGGAGCAAAUUUAUCCUUGUUAUCGGACUUGAUGAAUUUGCAGUUGUCAGGCAUUGAUGAAACUCAACAACCAGUGUCAUCUCUUAUAUACCCGAAUAGCAAAUUCUACAUCCAGAAGCCUUUGCUGGAUUUUGUUCAAGUUUCAGGCCUUACUUCAAAGAUUACAGUUCAUCCAGAUGGUCAAAUCACAUAUAUGGGUACUGAGAUUGAGCUGAAAGAUCUUCUUUUUGUGGUUGCUGAGUCAUACUUAUCAAAAAACACACAUAAGGGUGAAAAGCACUCUAUGCUUGUUCCACACUUCAGUAGGGUGAAUAUCAAUGAAGCAGAGGGCAGAAGUCAAUCCUCCAUAUUGAAUAUUCAAUCUACCUUAACUGCUCCUUUAAGGAGCAGUCCUGAGAAAGUCAAACUCAAGCCAUCACCAAAAAAGAACAAGAAACUAGGCAGGGAAAGGGAUCUCUACAAGAAGAACUAUGUACAUGCAUGUGAGAGCCUUCUGUCCUUGAUGGUUGACAAGAAGCAACGUCGGAAAACAGCAAUUCUUACAUUGAAGAAAUCUGGCACUGAGCUUCCUGAGCUCCUGACACAAUUUUCUGCUGGCAUUGCUGGGACUGGCCUUGCUGUCCUGCUAUCUGUAUUCUGUAAGCUAGCUUGUGGAAGGGUUCCCCUUUGUGCCUCUAACUUGUUCAACACUGGGUUCGGAUUUGGAUUGGUUUGGCUUUCUUGGGCAGUAAAUAAGCUAAGGGCCACAGUUGUCAAUAUCAGCAAGAAUGCAGAAAAGUUGGGUUUGAAAGAAGAGGAAAUUAUUCAGAAACUGGAUAAGAACAUAGGAGAUAUUUACUUUAGAGCUGCAGCAUUGCUAGUGGUGGCAGUGCUAAGGCUUGCUUGAGUAACAUCUCCAAAGAUGAAGUUUGAAGAACUGUAAAUGCCAUACCUAACUGGUAAUGUUCAAUUAUAUCUGGUUCCACUAUGAGAUCUUCAAGGCAAGAAGUUGGUCAACAAUCAGCUCCUGUAGUCAAUGUCCUAGUUUCUAUUAACCCAGCUUGGGAUUGUAGUUUGUACUAUAGAACUUUGCAAUGGAAUCAAUCAGCUGACUUUCUUUGUUACUUGACUGUUAAAGUUAAUAUACUGUAGAAAUUAGUAGUU
This is a messenger RNA of Gastrolobium bilobum, 1619 nucleotides long. RefSeq lists its product as uncharacterized. The record is from RefSeq and is a predicted model, not a curated record. Bases 88 to 1362 code for a protein of 424 amino acids. Lineage: Eukaryota; Viridiplantae; Streptophyta; Magnoliopsida; Fabales; Fabaceae. The transcript has 5 exons.